GACGCUCUCGUCAGGAACGCUUUGUCAAAGUUUUUGACAAAAAACGCCGUAUGACGUAAACUGCGUCAGGCGUGGUAUCACUAGCGGGUCGGGUUUUUACAUUAGAGCUGUAUCUUGGAAUCAAAACUAUUUGCAUCCUACAUAUUUAGUUGAGAAUGCACUGACCCCAAGGCCCUCCUUGUAGCUUUUGGAGCAUAAAGUGCCUUAUGAAAAAUGGGAUUUGGAAGUGAUCUUAGAAACUCUCAUGAAGCACUUUUAAAAUUACAAGAUGGAGAAUUACGCCUGCUAGAAAAUGUUAAAAAAUUCAUGACUUUGCGAAUUAAAAGUGACAAGGAGUACGCAUCUAUGUUGCAGAACCUUUGCCAACAAGUAGACAAGGAGUGUGGGUUGCAGCUGAGUAAUGUUUCCAAGGUAACAAAAACCGAGUUGGAGAAAUUGAAAUCUAACUAUAGGCAGUUCACAAAGGAAGCAAAUACUGCUAGAGAGAAGUAUAAAGAAGCCAUUUCUAAAGGCAAAGAGGCUGAAAAAGCUCGGGAACGUUAUGAUAAAGCUACCAUGAAACUUCAUAUGCUACAUAACCAGUAUGUGAUAGCACUUAAAGGAGCACAGUUAUACAAGGAACAGUAUUAUGAAUCUUCACUUCCAGUGCUACUUGACUCACUGCAGAGGAUGCAGGAACAAAUGACCCAGGCACUAAAAGCAAUCCUAGAAGAAUACAGCCAAAUUACCAGCUUAAUCACAGAAGAGAUAGUAAGUGUACAUUUGGAGAUCCAAAGUUCUGUACAGCAGAUAGACCCUAGUACGGAAUAUGACAGCUUCAUUGAAACUCACAGGUCUACACUAGUUAAGGAAGACUCUGUAGAGUUUGAUGCAUCAUUAUUAGAAGAACUUGAAAAUAUUGAAGCAAAUGUUAUUAUUUGGAAUAAUUUAACGGCAGACAAUUUACAAGCAAUGUUAAAAGCAGCAACAGAAGAACUAGCCCAAAUACAUCAAGCCGCAGAAAACAAAGAAAGCACAGUACAAGAUAAGGAAAAGAAAAUGGAAGCACAAGUUGCAGAAUGUCAAAAACAGUCAGAUAUUGUUUUGUUGCUGAAUGAUAAGCAAGCACUGGAAGAACUAAAGCAGUCUGUACAUCAGCUGAAGUGCACUGAAGUUAGACUUUCUGCACAGAAAACUUUGUUGGAUCAGCAGAUGAUGGAAAACGACGGCAAAGAACCUCCUCCUGUAAUGAAUUAUGAAGAGGAUGCAAGAUCUGUUACAUCUAUGGACAAGAAAGAGAAACUUUCAAAGUUUGAAGGAUUACGCUGCUCGAUAGUAGGAAUCCUAAGAUCCCCCAAGAAUGCACUGGGUUCAUCUUUUUUUGAUGUGAUAUCAUCAAGCGAAAAGCCAUUAGCAGAACAAGACUGGUACCAUGGUGCAAUUCCUAGAGUAGAAGCACAGGAGUUGCUAAAGCAGCAGGGGGAUUUCUUGGUGCGUGAGAGCCAUGGAAAGCCUGGUGAAUAUGUGCUAUCUGUGUUUUCUGAUGGACAACGGCGGCAUUUCAUCAUCCAGUAUGCAGAUAAUCAAUAUCGAUUUGAAGGCACUGGAUUUCCAACAAUUCCUCAACUUAUAGAGUAUCAUUAUACAACUAAACAAAUAAUUACCAAAAAAUCAGGUGUUGUGUUGUUGAAUCCUAUUGUUAAGGAUAAAAAGUGGAUCCUCAAUCAUGAAGAUGUCACACUGGGAGAGUUAUUGGGCAGAGGUAACUUUGGAGAAGUUUACAAAGGCACAUUAAAGGACAAAACUGCUGUUGCUGUAAAAACUUGUAAGGAAGAUCUUCCACAGGAACUAAAAAUCAAAUUUUUAUCUGAAGCAAGGAUACUUAAGCAGUAUGAUCAUCCCAACAUUGUCAAGUUAAUAGGAGUCUGCACGCAAAGGCAGCCUAUUUACAUUGUUAUGGAACUUGUGCCAGGAGGUGAUUUCCUUUCCUAUUUGAGGAAGAAAAAAGAUGACUUAAAACCUAAACAGCUAGUUAAAUUUGCAUUGGAUGCUGCUGCUGGCAUGGCUUAUCUGGAGUCGAAAAACUGUAUCCACAGAGACCUUGCAGCAAGAAACUGCCUGGUGAGCGAGAAUAAUAUUCUCAAAAUCAGUGACUUUGGCAUGUCUCGUCAGGAGGAUGAUGGAAUAUAUUCAUCAUCGGGACUGAAACAGAUUCCUAUUAAGUGGACUGCUCCAGAGGCCCUCAACUAUGGGAGGUAUAGUUCAGAAAGUGAUGUGUGGAGUUAUGGGAUUCUUCUUUGGGAGACGUUCAGUUUAGGUGUGUGCCCAUAUCCUGGAAUGACUAACCAGCAAGCCCGGGAACAAGUGGAGAAGGGUUAUAGAAUGACAGCUCCUCAAAAGUGUCCGGAAGAAAUCUUCAGAAUAAUGCAGAAGUGUUGGGAAUACAAAGUGGAAAAUCGCCCAAAGUUCAGUGACAUACAUAAAGAACUGUUAGCAAUCAAAAAGAAACUAACGUAGUGUUAAAAAAGUAAACUCAUUGCACACAAGCAGGAGACCUGAGUUUAUUAAAAGAGGAAAUAUUGGAAUUCUGUUUUGUUUUUAUAGGGGAAACACUAUAACCAUCUGCCAUGUGGAUUGUAAUAUGUCUUUUUGUACUGUUAUUAACAAAUAUUGUCAUUUCCAUUUGUGCCUUUUGACUGUUAUUAGGUGGUUAUCAAAAGCAUAUUUAACGUAAAUUCUGUUUUUAACAAUAUUUUGUUUUAUAAGUGGGUGACAUUCUCUUAUGUGUCAUGUAAAUAGGAAGCCACAAAAAUAUUAGACUGUUAUGUAUAAUAUUGACUAACCAGCCAUAUACAUGCCAUUGUAAAAUUACUUAUUUUUAUUCUUGUCUGUUUUUAAAAAUGUACUUCUCGGGUUAAUUUGCCAGUAUUUCCUUCACCUUAUGGCUGAGCAAAGGUGCAUUGUAAACAUUUCCAAAGAAGUGAGAAAAUGUAAAGUAAUAUAAAUACUGUAUAAAUAAUUUACUUAAAUAAUGCAGUUUUAUCAUGUUGAAGAGUAGUACCGCUCACAGCAAUACAUUUUCUGAGUCAGAUUAGUGGCUUUGUACAUUAAACUGAUACACACUG
Messenger RNA from Protopterus annectens (West African lungfish), 3104 nucleotides. It is a transcript of the gene FER, whose product is annotated as FER tyrosine kinase. Lineage: Eukaryota; Metazoa; Chordata; Ceratodontiformes; Protopteridae. Gene Ontology annotation, biological process: chemotaxis; peptidyl-tyrosine phosphorylation; Fc-epsilon receptor signaling pathway. Gene Ontology annotation, molecular function: non-membrane spanning protein tyrosine kinase activity; ATP binding. The record is from RefSeq and is a predicted model, not a curated record.